GUCCUCUAGGGUAUCAGUGUUACUCUAUCUGACCCUCCAGAGUGGUUCACCUGGGGAGGUGAGGCGGAGGUACCCGUGAGGUGGUUGGGGCCUCCAUCGCCUCCUGGAGUUUUCGUUUUCCUUUUCCCCAGGCAGAGCUGCUUGCGAGUGCCGGGUGCCCUGGCUGCAGCUGCACGCAUCUUCCCAGCCUCCUGAGCCAGUGCCUCCUCGGACCUCCCUCUCCAGGGCCAAGCUCAGAAACUGCGGGUCUCAGAGCCAGAAUCCAUGGAGCUGGGCCACCGACCAGGUACGACCACUUUGACAAGGACCCACCCAAACAACAAGGAGGGCCCGCAGGACAUGGACUCCUCAAGAGCGGCCCAUGGCAACUUGGACAGCUCCAAACUCAAGCACCGUCCUGGGCUCCCUCAGAGCCCUCGAGGCAGCCCCCUGAGCCAGGGCCACUUGGAGAUGCCCCCUCCGCCCCCGACUCCUGCCAGCAGGACCUCGCUGGCCGUGGGCUCACAGCCUGAGGACCUGAAGAAGGGGGCAUCUAGAUCCAGCUUGAGAGAAGCCAGGGAGAGCUCCGAGCAGAGGACAGUCCCUCUGAGCCAGAAGGACAGUGUCAUCCCUGAAAACAUCCGCCACAAGUUUGGGAGCACGGUGGUGGACCGCCUGAUCUCCGAGGAACAGGCUCGAAGGGCCAUUGGUGAAAUCUUUGAGGGCCAGAAGAGGUCAAGCUCAUGGCCCAGCAGGACCCAGAGCCCUGUACAGGUCUCCUCCAUCUUCGCAGACUACUAUGACCUGGGCUACCACAUGCGGUCCAAUUUGUUUCAAGGCCCACCCCAGGAGACAAAGAGCCUCAUGAAGGCUUCCUACACGCCAGAGGUGAUUGAGAAAUCAGUGAGGGAUGUAGAACACUGGCAUGGCAGGAAGACGGAUGAGCUGGGACGGUGGCACCGGAAAAAUGCUAUGAAUAUGAACUUGCAGAAAGCGCUGGAAGAGAAAUAUGGGGAAAGGAGCAAAUCCAGGAGCAAGUAGUUGGAAGGACUUUGGAAGGAAGCUCAAGGAGAGUGCUGUCAAUAAAGAAAGGCCCGGGUCCGAGUCCCGC
Messenger RNA from Peromyscus leucopus (white-footed mouse), 1090 nucleotides. RefSeq names its product testis expressed 33 (gene Cimip4). The record is from RefSeq and is a predicted model, not a curated record. The transcript has 6 exons. Bases 265 to 1020 code for a protein of 251 amino acids. NCBI's taxonomy places the organism in Eukaryota, Metazoa, Chordata, Mammalia, Rodentia, Cricetidae.